UGAGGCGGGAACCGGGAGAAGAGGCACACAUGAGCGUCUAUGAGAACGAGACAUGUAGAUAGCUAUGUUCUACAGGGCUAGGCUGUGCCACGUGUGUGUGAGUGUGUGUGUGCGCGCGCGUUUGUGUGUGUGUGAGAGACAGCCUAUGUGUGUGCGCGCGUGUUGCAGCUGCCUGUCCCCGCAGGCUGGGGAAUAGCUGUAGAUUUGCCUUUUGGCUGCGGACUGUGUGGGCUUUGCUAGCCCUGACGGCUCCCUAUGUUAGUCGCUGCUGGCUUCCUUCGGCUUACCAGCGCCAGCAAGGAAACGAGCAAGUUAACUUCUUUUGUAGCGAGCCCGGUUUAUUCGCAGGCUUCGGUUGCCUCCCGAUCUGCAGCAACGGCGGCCGCUCGAGAAGCGACGGAGAAACCUCCGGGGAUCUGCUCGACUCUCCCCUUUGGUUGCUGUCUUCGGACGAACCAGCCGCUGUCUUGCGUGACCCGCCGCCUUCGACUCCGGUUGCAGCCUGUCGCGUCUGGCUGCUCGUCUAAGACCGCUCGAUGCCUUCGCCGUGAACUCGAGGAGGAGCGAGAUCGGCGCGCCUGCGCGGGAGAGGACGAGGAUGGGGAGGACGAGGAUGAGAUUCAGGAGGUGCAAAUAACGGGGGACGAGGAGGGCGCCGAUGGGGGACUCCUGCUGCUGGACGACGACGAGGAAGAAGAAGAGGACGAUGUGAUGAUGGGACUUGCGUGGGACCCCGAGGAAGAGCCGGGCCAUAUGAUUCGUAUGGACCAAAGCUCCAGGGCGCUGCUGGAUAAAGCUGCGGCUGCUGUUUGCGGCGUCAGGGGCAGCCUCGGAGGGGUCAGAAGAGGGGGCACAGGGGCCAUCGGGGCCGCUGCAGGUGGCGCCCCCUCGGUGCCGGUGAGCGCCCGCGGUAUGACCACUUCGGUCGUUAGCAAAGCGGUGGCACCGCUUGCCGCCGAGGACUCAGACCCGGAGGCGGAGUUGCUCCUGCAGCGCCCCGAGCGGGCUCGGCUGAGCGAGAACACGCGCUUGGCCACCCGGUACGCGGUGCGCAUCUUCCGCGAGUACCUGAGCGAGAAAGCCCAAAGCCCCGACUUCGAGACCAUGGACAAGGGGGCGCUGUGCCGCGUGUUACGCUCUUUCUACGCCGAGGCGCGCUCCAAAAGCGGGCAGCUCUACUCCAAGUCGUCGCUCAUCAGCAUCCGUAGCUCUCUCAACCGCUACCUCAACGAACCUCCUUACUGCCGCACCCUCGACCUCACCAAGGAUCCGGAGCUGCGCGCCGCUAACCUGACUCUGGCCGCUGUCAUCCGGAAGUUGGAGGAGCAGGGCGCCGGGCCGGUGGUGCAAAAACAAGCCAUUACGCGCGCUGACCUUAGGAAGCUCUACACCUGCAACGUGUUCAGCACGCAGAGUCCCUUCGGGCUCCUUAACAAGGUUUGGUUCGAGACGUGCAUGUACUUCUGCACGCGGGGCCGCGAGAACCAGCGCGAGCUGGAGGAGGACUCCUUCGGGUUGGCCAUGGACGAGGACGGGCGCAAAUUUGUCUACUUUAAGGCCCUGGGGCCGUAUCAUAAGUCGCGCUCGUCGUCUUGGAGCAAAAAGCGCGCCGAGAGCAGCGACGAGGAGAAUUUGCCGCGCAUGUACGAAACCGGCACGGAGUUCUGCCCUUACGCCAGUUUUGUGAAAUACUUGGCGAAGCGUAACCCGCUCUGCAAGGCCUUUUUCCAGCGCCCGCGGGACCACUGCAGCGAGGGCGACGUCACCUGGUAUGAGAACAAGGCCAUCGGCAAGAACCUGCUGGGCACCCGCAUGCAGAUGCUCUCCAAGGCGGCCAAGCUUUCCAAGACUUAUACUAACCACUGCAUCGGCGCAGUCUCCAUCGCCACCCUCAACAGUAUCGCCGGCAUCGGCACCAAGCUGACUUCAGGGACCACCGGCGGAGGAGGUUUCUAUGGCCUCAACGGCAGAGGCCGCCUCCCACCCAUUCCCGCCAACAAUACUUACAUUCUCCCCAAAGACGGCGACAACCACCCCAGCGUCAAGGCCGAGGCGGCUGCUGUUCUGGUGCCGACCAAGCGCUCCCACGAGGCCAUGUACGCUGCCGGGGGCGGGGCCGCGGUAGUGGGAGAUGCCUGCGGCCCUUCCUCGUCCCCCAAAAGACUUUGUCUCAGGCCUGCCGAGCCCCUCGACACCGCUGCCGUCGUGGUGGUCUCGGUGAAACACGACCCCUUGCCUCUCCUCAUACCUGAAGCCAACGGGCCGAGAAGUACCAACUCUCCCACAGUCAUUUCACCUGCAAUGGUUUCCCCCACACAGGACAGUCGGCCCAAUAUGUCAAGACCUCUGAUCACUAGGUCCCCUGCAUCUCCUUUGAACAAUCAAGGCAUCCCCACACCAGCACAACUCACAAAAUCUAAUGCACCGGUUCAUAUUGACGUGGGUGGGCACAUGUACACCAGCAGCUUGGCCACACUAACUAAAUAUCCCGAAUCAAGAAUUGGGAGGCUAUUUGAUGGCACAGAGCCCAUUGUUUUGGAUAGCCUGAAGCAGCACUACUUCAUCGACAGAGAUGGCCAAAUGUUCAGAUAUAUUUUGAAUUUUCUACGAACUUCAAAACUGCUCAUCCCGGAUGAUUUCAAGGAUUACAGUUUGUUAUAUGAAGAAGCAAAGUAUUUUCAGCUUCAGCCCAUGCUAGGGGAAAUGGAAAGAUGGAAACAGGAUCGAGAGACAGGCCGGUUUUCGAAAUCUUGUGAGUGUUUGGUUGUACGUGUUGCUCCGGAUCUUGGAGAAAGAAUUACUUUGAGUGGAGAUAAAUCUUUAAUAGAAGAAGUUUUCCCAGAAAUUGGUGACGUAAUGUGCAAUUCAGUCAAUGCAGGUUGGAAUCAUGACUCAACGCAUGUCAUCAGAUUUCCAUUAAAUGGAUACUGUCACCUCAAUUCAGUUCAGGUACUUGAAAGAUUGCAACAAAGAGGAUUUAAAAUUGUUGGCUCAUGUGGGGGAGGAGUGGACUCUUCCCAAUUCAGUGAAUACGUUCUUAAGCGAGAACUAAGAAGACCAUCUCGUUCAUCUUCAGUCAUUCGAAUAAAACAAGAACCUCUGGACUAAGGACACUUUUUCUUAUGCAACACAAGGGGAACCUUUUUCAUGUGCAGUUGGGACACCAAACAGCUUUAGAAUGAAAAGUUGAAUAAAGAUAUGUUUAUAUCAAAUAUAGAGACCAUGCCUGUAUUCAGAUGAGAGCAUUUGGAAUAGUAAUAAUAACUACAAGGUGUAAAAUAUGUAUAUGUGAACCAUUACGUUUGCAAAAGAAAAUAAAAAUGGGUAAGUGAGGUUGGUGCUGUGAUGGACAUUAAGUCUCCUAGGCCUUAGUAAGGCCUGAUUGACCGUGAAGAAGCCAUUGCCAUUACUGGAAGCUAACAUCUCUUUUCUUUUUUCCAUUAUUAAAUGGCAGUCUGCUUUUCAGUGUACACAUCUUGAAUCAAGUUUACAGAUGCCUGUUUUGGAAGUGACUGAAGAGAACUCCAGAAGAGUUUUCUUCAUCCAUUGCAAAAGAAAAGGUCAUAAACAAGGAUUUAAAAUGUAGCUAUUACAGAAGUCAUACACUUCUGCCCACCUGACAGAUGUGAACAUUUUUCUCUCUUUCUAAAAAGGAUCUAGAAUUUAUUAUUAUAUAGUAGAGUGGCCCUGGUUUGAAUCUAAUGAAUUCAAAGCGUUUUUUUAACUUGCUAAUAUAUGAAGUAUAAUAAAUUCACUUAAAAGGAACUAUUAAAAUCAGCAUUAAACAACGAGAUAAUUUUUUAAAAAAAUAUAGCUUUUAACUUUCAUGCAUUUACAGGCUGCAAUGCCAUACACACUUAUCUGAGAAUCAGUCUUACUGAUCUCAGGAGAUACGUAUAGAAUUGCACUGUAAACGAUGAAUUCUGUUUGGGAAAAAUAUGAAGGCAUGAAGAAAUUAGUAAAAAAAAGUGGUAUCCUCUAAUCCAUUGUAGCAAAAGAAAAUCUGUUGCACUUUAUAGUGCUACUUUCUCUUCUUCACUGAUUUAAGCCUUGUUUGAAAAGGUGGCUGUAGAUAAAAUCCCAAUGCUAGUCUUAGAAUUUUAUAGAUUUUUUUAAAGACUUGGUAAAGCAAUUAAUUGGAGAUUUACAUAAUUCAAGUACACCUAACACCUCUGCUUGGUAUAGCUUCAUCAGUGUUUUUAGAUUUGUCCUCUUGAAUCUUAUAUUCAAUUGUUUUUUACAACGUAUGCUUCCAUUUUGCAUUAUUUUGCCUUUUUCAAAACAGGAAAGUUAGUUCUCUACCACCAUCAUCAUCAGGGAUCCCAGGGUUACUGGGAGUUCAUUCACUUUGUACUAAUUCAUUACUUUGUUACUUUGGUAUCUGAAGUCAUCUAUGUUUAAUCUACAUUUUUAUUAAAAUAACAAAUGCCAUAUUGUCAGGACCCUUAAGAAUAAUUAUUGGCUGUUGGUUCUUUUUCCCCAAUAUGAGUCAAAAAAUUACUGAGAAAACGUUUAUUAGUUGGCAAAAUGCAUACUGCAUUAUAAUGGGGUAUAUUGCAGUUGGAGUUUCUCUUUUUUUUUUUCUUUACCUAUUUUUUAAUGUGAAGUUUGGAAAAAGAAAUGUUUUUUUUUUAAAAAAAGAAUGAAAAAGGAGCAUGAAUAAAUCUGUAAAAAUAAAAGAAUAGUGCAUUGCUUAAGUUGAUUUUAAUAAGACUUUUAUGUUACAUGUUUUAAAGAUCCUCUUCUCAAGGACCAACAUAGUUCCCCCCUUUUUGUCAUAUUAACUAAGUGGAUUUGGAAGAGAUUGCAAAUUAUACUACAGAAGCCCCAAAGUGUUGAGAAAAUGAUGCUUUCCUUGCCUACUCCUCUCUUUCCUUGCCUACUCCUCUCCUAUUACAAUAUCCUUUCCUAAAAAGAAUCUUUCUAUGUACAAUCUAACAUCCAUCCAAAAUAGCUCUAAUCAAUAAAAGCUAAAAGCAUUACCAAUGAGGGUUUUUAUUUAAUGUGAAAUAACCUAAUCACAUACAGCAAUUGAAAGAAUAAAUCCCUAAAAUAUGUUGAUUAAAAUAGAGCACAAGUAAUCUUGUGCCAUUCCAGAAGUGAAGGCUUGUAAAAUUGAUAUAAUCUCAUUUAUCUAAUGUCUUAUGUAUCAUAAGCAGUUAAGGUAAAAAUGAUGGAUGGCAAUGAUAUUAACAUACAGUUUCAUUGAGAAGGUAUAUUAAAUUUGUGUUCCCAAAUCUGUAAAUUUGGACCAUAGCAGUAAUAACUGCAUUGCUGUAUUUGGAUUAUUGUUAUAUGCUUAUUUUUUUAACGGGAAUUAGCUUUAAUGGAUGUGCAUUUUUAUCUUAUUUUGCACUAUGGUAAAACGGAAGGAAUACAAAAGUUGGAAAAAUAUUCCUUUUUAAUCAGAAAAAUCUAGAAACGUAUAAGAAAAAGAAAAUUCAACAACACUAUCUGUACUUACCAUACAUUUAAUAUACACAUUCCUUCCAUUUUUAAAGCAGAUGGUCCAGACACUGAAUUUUAAGAAUGAGAUGAUGGGGAAAUGUUAUUUUGUUCUGUAUGUAGCACACUAUUGUUCAUAAGAACCAAUAGGCUUUGCCUGGUUAAAAUUCUUGGUAGGAUAUUUUGAUAGAAAAAUGACAGCACAUAUGUGUUAUUGAAAGUUGUUCUUCCCACUUACAAAUGCUGCAACUCAAAUUACUGUGGUUUUUGUGUUGGAUGGGAUAUGGAAUCUUUGUUGGCAAUUUGGACUUGUUCAGUUGUCUGAAAUAGACAUUGUAUCAACCUUCCUUUCUAAUUCUUUUAUUAGUCAGAUAAACAUUUCUUCACUGAAUGUUAAUAAUUGAAUUACAGAUUGUGGAGGACUGAAAUGUCAAUGACAUUGUACUCUAGGUCAGUCAUGGAAUCCAAGGAUAUGAGCUAAAUAAACAUGAUGCAGGGGUAGCAAAAUGUAGACUUCUUGGCAAGUCUGAUUAGCUAUAUACAAAGGGAGCAGAAUCUUGAACAGUGUUAAAUGUCAUUUGUUAAAUCAGAUUGGUAGAUACGAGCAAUAAAUAUAUUAAAUAAGAAAA
This is a messenger RNA of Thamnophis sirtalis, 6074 nucleotides long. The record is from RefSeq and is a predicted model, not a curated record. Lineage: Eukaryota; Metazoa; Chordata; Lepidosauria; Squamata; Natricidae.